This is a messenger RNA of Limulus polyphemus (Atlantic horseshoe crab), 699 nucleotides long. RefSeq names its product heparan sulfate 2-O-sulfotransferase pipe-like. Gene Ontology annotation, cellular component: membrane. Lineage: Eukaryota; Metazoa; Arthropoda; Merostomata; Xiphosura; Limulidae. The coding region runs from base 1 to 666 and encodes 221 amino acids. The transcript has 5 exons. Gene Ontology annotation, molecular function: sulfotransferase activity. The record is from RefSeq and is a predicted model, not a curated record.
AUGCAGAAAAAACUUGUCCACGAAGUGAUGAAACUCAAGCCACCAUUUGCUUAUGAUCGGCAUGUGUAUUUUACUGAUUUUUCCAAAUUCGGCUACCAAAACCCUUUGUACAUCAACACUAUGCGAGACCCUGUAGAGAAGAUUAUCUCCCGGUUUUUCUAUUGGAGAUCACCUGGUUUAUCUAUCUUCGAAGAACUAAAGUCGGCUGGAAAAGUACAUUCCAACAAAAGUCACUGGCUAUCAAAAAAUUUUGAACAGUGUGUGCUUACACAUGAUCCAGAAUGCACAUUUAUAACCGGACAACCUUACGAUCUUGCCAUUCCUUAUUUCUGUGGCCAUGAAGAGGAGUGCAUGUUUUUAAACAAUAAGGCUGCUCUGAAACUGGCUAAACGGAAUGUUUUGAAACAUUAUACCGUAGUGGGGAUCUUAGAAGAAAUGAACAAAACACUGAAGGUGUUGGAAGCUCGUAUUCCCCAGUUUUUCAGGGGUAUUUCUACGUUAUACAGCAUUAAACAAAAAGUAAAGAACAAGACUUCGGGAAAAAAGAAGAUUUCGGAAAAAGUGAAGAAUAUAUUGAGACAAAACCUAACGAUGGAAUAUGAAUUCUACAACUUUAUUUGUAAACGUCUUAACGAUCAAUUUAAUAUCAUUAAAAAGUCCUCUUGAUGACUUGAAAUGAGGUGCUAGAAAGUGUCCUUU